Coregonus sp. 'balchen' is the source of this 3111-nucleotide messenger RNA. The record is from the annotation of a GenBank genome assembly. Lineage: Eukaryota; Metazoa; Chordata; Actinopteri; Salmoniformes; Salmonidae.
AAUUCACUGCACACAGACUGACUGACCAUAAAGAGAUGAAUUUUACUGCACUUUUUGGAGACCAAGAUCAAUGUAAAGGUAGGCUAUGUAAAUAGUUUUCAAAUGUUCAGGCUGUAGGCCUAUGCGUAAAAGCUUACCAUCAAAGUAAAAAAAAGAUGUUACAAUAGUGACAGUUAUAUUUGUUUAUUGACUUUUAUAGUUUCCUUUAGGAUGAUUUUAUUAUGAAUAGCAUUUAUUAAUUCAAUUGUCAAUAUUCUGUCUAGAUUUCGCCGAAAAUAAAUAGCGCACAAAGAAACAAACAAAACCAUAAGGUUAUAAUAUAUAGAAAGAUAUCCAUUGACAUAAACAGAAAUGCAGAUGAAAACAAAACGAAAACAUACGGUACGGUUUUCGUUUUGGUAAUUCCUCGAUUGUCGAAACAUACGGUACGGUAAUUCCUCGAUUGUCUUUAAUAAUUUUCUAACGCAAUACCGGUAUUUUAGGCUACUUAAAUAAUAAUCUAUGAACCAUAUGAUGAUUAUGAUUCUCAAACAUUUAGUUUUUGUUGUUGUUUAGAUGUGAGGAAUGACAAUGGACUUUCAUCACCUGAACCUGAGAGACGUGGGUUUAAAGAGGGCCAAAGGAAGCGCAAAAGAACCAUCUUCAGCCGCGCGCAAUUGUCUGAGUUGGAACAAGCUUUCGCUCUGAUGCCGUACCCAGACAUCACUCUCCGUGAACGCUUGGCUGCACAAACGCAUCUACCUGAAAGCAAGAUACAGGUUUGUGUAGUGAUAAUAACUAAAAGUUCGUUAUUUACACUUUCUGUAUAUAUAGUUGAAGUCGGAAGUUUACAUACACUUAGGUUGGAGUCAUUAAAACUCGUAUUUCAAGCACUCCACAAACGUCUUGUUAACAAACUAUAGCUAGUUUUGGCAAGUCGGUUAGGACAUCUACUUUGUGCAUGACAAAAGUAAUUUUUCCAACAAUUGUUUACAGACAGAUUAUUUCACUUAUAAUUCACUGGAUCACAAUUCCAGUGGGUCAGAAGUUUACAAACACUAAAUUGACUGUGCCUUUAAACAGCUUGGAAAAUUCCAGAAAAUGAUUUCAUGGCUUUAGAAGCUUCUGAUAGGCUAAUUGACAUCAUUUGAGUCAAUUGGAGGUGUACCUGUGGAUGUAUUUCAAGGCCUACCUUCAAACUCAGUGCCUCUUUGCUUGACAUCAUGGGAAAAUCAAAAGAAAUCAGCCAAGACCUCAGAAAAAUAUUGUAGACCUCCACAAGUCUGGUUCAUCCUUGGGAGCAAUUUCCAAAUGCCUGAAGGUACCAUGUUAAUCUGUACAAACAAUAGUACGCAAAUACAACCAUCAUGGGACCACACAGCCGUCAUACUGCUCAGGAAGGAGACACGUUUUGUUUCCUAGAGAUUUCAUGCGAAAAGUGCAAAUCAAUCCCAUAACAACAGCAAAGGACCUUGUGAAGAUGCUGGAGGAAACAGGUACAAAAGUAUCUAUAUCUACAGUAAAACGAGUCCUAUAUCGACAUAACCUGAAAGGCUGCUCAGCAAGGAAGCAGCCACUGCUCCAAAACCGCCAUAAAAAAGCCAGACUACGGUUUGCAACUGCACAUGGGGACAAAGAUCGUACUUUUUGGAGAAAUGUCCUCUGGUCUAAUGAAACAAAAAUAGAACUGUUUGGCCAUAAUGACCAUUGUUAUGUUUGGAGGAAAAAGGGGGUGCUUGCAAGCCGAAGAACACCAUCCCAACCGUGAAGCACAGCGUCAUGCUGUGGGGGUGCUUUGCUGCAGGAGGGACUGGUGCACUUCACAAAAUAGAUGGCAUCAUGAGGAAGGAAAAUUAUGUGGAUAUAUUGAAGCAACAUCUCAAGACAUCAGUCAGGAAGUUAAAGCUUGGUCGCAAAUGGGUCUUCCAAAUGGACAAUGACCCCAAGCAUACUUGCAAAGUUGUGGCAAAAUGGCUUAAGGACAACAAAGUCAAGGUAUUGGAGUGGCCAUCACAAAGCCCUGACCUCAAUCCUAUAGAACAUUUGUGGGCAGAACUGAAAAAACGUGUGCGAGCAAGGAGGCCUACAAACCUGACUCAGUUACACCAGCUCUGUCAGGAGGAAUGGGCCUAAAUUUACCCAACUUAUUGUGGGAAGCUUGUAGAAGGCUACCCAAAAUGUUUGACCCAAGUUAAACAAUUUAAAGGCAAUGCUACCAAAUACUAAUUGAGUGUAUGUAAACUUCUGACCCACUGGGAAUGUGAUGAAAGAAAUAAAAACUGAAAUAAAUAAUUCUCUCUACUAUUAUUUUGACAUUUCACAUUCUUAAAAUAAAGUGGUGAUCCUAACUGACCUAAGACAGGGCAUUUUUACUAGGAUUAAAUGUCAGGAAUUGUGAAAAACUGAGUUUAAAUGUAUUUGGCUAAGGUGUAUGUAACCUUCCGACUUCAACUGUAUCUAUGCAUUUAGGCUACAACAACAUAUUUACCUGACUCUACUCAUUGUUCACAGAUGUGGUUCCAAAACAGACGGGCAAGAAGCAUCAAGAGUGGAAGACUCACCAAAUCAACUAAGACUACUUUUGGAAGAGGUGCAACAUGCCAACUUCGCCCAAUGGUCCCAUCCCCUGGUCCCUCCUUCACCCCAACCACAAUGGGGGAGAUGUUCCGACCAGACCAGAUUCAGUGUGAUGAUGGUCAGCAGUUCUACUCCGACUGGAUCCAUCUCUACAGCAACCCUGUGACUCAUCAGCCUACACUCGUCUCCCCAAACCUAGCAGAAUCCCUACUGUGGGAGGAAGACCGCCGAUCUCACCUGGGAUCUCUUGCUACUACCACUGCACCCAUUGGAAGACAAGCACAUUCCUCACUGUCAUAUCGGGAUGGGUUCAACCAGACCUGCGUGGGCACCUCAGGGUAUAGAAACUUUCCGCCACAGACUCUAGCAGGCUCACAGGCCAGAUAUGGUCAUCAAACCUCAGUGGACCAGGUUGUCCCCUCCCAUCCACAGCAGAUGUACUGGGAUGUGACUCAAGGACAGGGCCAUCAUCCUCAGGUGGGCCCCCAGACCUCCAUCGGAUACAUCUCAGACCUGAUCUAUAAUGCUGCUAUUGUCACCAACUUCCUGGAGUUC